Aureococcus anophagefferens is the source of this 3822-nucleotide messenger RNA. RefSeq lists its product as hypothetical. Bases 1 to 3822 code for a protein of 1273 amino acids. The record is from RefSeq and is a predicted model, not a curated record. Lineage: Eukaryota; Pelagophyceae; Pelagomonadales; Pelagomonadaceae. The transcript has 2 exons.
AUGCGAUGGCUCGUGGUCGCCGUCGCGCUCUGCGUCGCGAGCGCAGAGGACGAGCCGCUCGAGUGCCCCUGCGGCCUCGACGACAAGCCCUGGCCGUCGACGCCGCCGAAGGACCAGGCCCUCGUCUUUUUGCACGUGCCUAAAGCGGGCACGUCCUGGACCGUCACCAUGGCCCAGGUGCCCGCGGCCUGCCACGGCGUGUCGUCCGCGGGCCUCGGCGCGGCGAUGCGGCGGUGCGUCCGCGAGGGCAACAACUUCCAGGAGGAGUGCGCGUUCGAGGUGCUCCACGGGCGGAGCCCGCGGUGCAUGAACGCGCUGAAGCGGUCCGUGCGCGCGCACCAGCCGCUCAGCGCCGCGCGCGCGCCGCCGGACCGCUACGUGGCCAUGUUCCGCGAGCCGGCGAACCAGGCGCGGGGCUCCCGGAACCUGCCCGGCGCCGGGUCGUCGACCUACGCCGACGUUUUGUACGCGCGGCUGCCGAAUUUGACGCGCGCGACGUUCUCCGAGCAGCCCGAGGUCCUGGGCUGCGCGACGCGCAUGCUGACGGGCGUCCCCUGCGUGGGACCGACAACGGUCCUCGCGGAGGACGUCCGCGCGGCCGUCGCCGCGGUGUCGAAGCUCGGCUUCGUCGGACUCACGGAGCGCUGGACGGAAUCCGUGUGCCUCUUCCACCGGACCUUCGGGCUCCCGAGACCGAAGAGGGCGCAGGCGCUCAACUCGCGCGCGGGAAAUAUCUACGGCGAAGCAGAGCGCGGCGCCGCGCGGGACCCGGCGGACGAAGCGGUCUACGCCGAGGCCGCGCGCGUCUUCGCCGCGAGGCUCCGGGAACGCGGCGCGGCCGCGUCCUGCGUCGCCGACGCGGAAGCGCUGGCCGUCGCGCCGCCGCGACCCGGGGAAAAAACGGUGCGCUACGACGAGCCCGGCGACGAAGCGCCGGAGCUUCCCCCCUUGGACUGGGCGUCCGCGCCGCGGGCCUGGCGCUUCUUGGAGCGCGACGCCGCGGCCUUCUCGCGCUUCGACCGGGCCGCCGUCGCCCGGGCCUUCCACGAGCCCGCGGACCCGACGCGGCGCGGCGCGCGCGCGACGACGGCCGGCGGCCGCCUCUUCGUCGAGUACGCGCGCGACCGCGAUCUGAUGGGCGUCGCGCACUGGUACCGCGUGCCGACCUUCGCCGCGGCCCUGCUCGAGGUGCUCCGGCGCGCGCCGGACCUGCCCGCCGUCGACUUCGUGCUCCUGCCCAUGGACGUGCCCGGGAUCACGCGCGCCGGCGACCCGCCGCUCUUCGCGGAGGCGCGGUCGCGGCGCGAGCCGCCGGACGCGCGCCAGUGGCUGCUGCCGUCCUUCGACACGUUCCGCCUCGAGGGCGGCGACGUCGGCGACGUGGCGCCCGCGGCGACGCGCGAGGCGUCCGGCGCGUACUGGCGGGGCACCGUGCGCCUCUUCUACGGCUACGCGCGCGACACCUUCGUCGUCGCGCGGAAGGCUUUGAUGUCCCUCGGCCAGGACGCCGUCGGCGGCGACGCGCUGGCGGAGCCCGUGGACCGGCGGCUCCAGUUCAGCGGCGGCGCGGGCACCUGGCGGCGCUGGACCGUGUCGACGGCCUGCGAUCGAAGCGACGGCCGCCUCGAUCUGGUCGAACCGCGCGGCGUCGAGCUGAGCGUCGGCUCCGCGUCCGAGCCGCAGCGCACGUCGCUCGUCGCCGACGUCAAAGAGCUGCGUGCGACGCUCCUCGCCGACGCGGCGGGCGGAAACGCGCCGACGAACGCGAAGCUGCGGAACUACGGCUUCGGCGACCACGGCGCCGCGUGCGCCAAGGAGGCGCUCCUCUAUCUGGACGGCAUCUCGACGUCCAACGGGCUCAAGUACUACCUGGCCUGCGGCGUGCCCGUGCUCAUGGACGAGGCGGCGACCUUCGAGGAUCUGAUCACGGCGGCCUGGGCGUCGACGACGCCCGGGGGGCGGUUGCGGCCCGGCGUCGACUACGCGUCCGUCGGGCGGCGCGGCGACACGUUCCGGGGCGACGCGGACGGCGUCGCGGCCCUGGAGCGGCGCUUCUGCGACGACGUCGCCGGCGCCGUCGACGGCCUGCGCGCGGACCCCGCGGCCGCGGCGGCCAUGGGCCAAAGGGGCCGCGCGGUGGCCCUCGAGGUCGGCUCCGCGCGCGCGGCGCUCGAGUACCUCGAACUGGCGCUCCGGGCCUACGCGCGGCUCCAGAACUUCGGCGCGCCGCCCGGCGGCGCGCGGCCGCGUUUGAGGGAUGGCCGGGGGGUUCCCGCGGCCGCGCGGGAGACGCGGCUCGACGACGACGCGGACGUCCGCCACGCGUACGCGGAGCUCCAAAUCGUGCUCCUCGGCGACGGCGACCCCGAGGCGCUCUUCGCGCCGGCGGCGGGCCCCUCGAAAGCGUCCCCGCGGCCCGGCGCGUGCGCGGGGCGGUCCGGCACGCCGCCCGUCGUCGUCGCCGGCCAGUCCGUCGGCUCGCGCGCCUCGGCCGUCGCGUUUCUCCUCCGCGCGGCGGGCCUGCGCCUCAACGGCCUCGACGACGACGGCACAAACUCGGCGGCGCGCACGGUCGUCGCGAAGACCGCGGGCCGCGACAAGGGCGCGAACAAGGCGCGUCGCAGCGACGCGGCCGCGCCGGACCCGGUCGACGCCGCGGCCGUCGCGCUCGCGGGCUUCGACGGCCUGCGGACGUUGGCGACGGCGGGGCGGCUCAAGUCCCUGCUGUACGACGUGGAGGAGCUGCCGGUAGCGGACCGGCGCGCGGAGCUCGCGGCCGCGUGCGCGUUCGCGCUCGACGUUUCCGCGCUCGCCGCGGGCGACGGCCCCUGGGGCUGGCGGUCGACGCGCAACGCGUUCCACCUGCCGGCCUUCCAGGUCGCCUUCCCGGGCUUCCGCCUGCUCCACGUCGUCCGCGACGUCCGCCGCGUCGUCGCGCCGGGCGCCGAGGGCGCGCCCGCCGCGUGGCGCCGCUACGGCCUCGCCGUCGCCUUCGCGCCGGCCGGCGGCCGCUGCGACCGCGUCUACGGCGGCGUCGUCGCCUGGCGGAAGACCUUCGAGGCGUUCUGGGCCGAGCAGCAGACGGCGCUCGCCGCCGCCGGCGCGGCGCUCGGGCCCGCGCGCUACCGCCUCGCGCGCGUCGAGGACCUCGCCGCGGGCGACGCCGAGGCGGACGCGGCGGUCGCGUGGGCCCUCGGCGACAGCCCCCCGGCGCCCGGCGCCCGGGUCGCCGCCUUUGGCGACGCGCCGGAGCCCGCAAAUGCGCCGCACGCCUGCGACGUUCUGGUCGACGGCGUCUUCGAGGGCCGCGGCGCCGCGUUCCUGCGGACGCAGCUCCGCGGCGUCGGCCGCGCGCCGCUGUCCCUCGCGCCGGAGACGUCCGUCGUCGACUUCCUCCGCGAGACGGGGGCCUGGUCGCCGCAGGACGACGCCGCGGCGGAGGCCUUCUUCUCGGACGUCGCGUUCGGAGACGGCGGCGAGCGGCGUCUCGAGCUCAAGUCGAGCUUCGCGCGGCGCCUCGCGGCCGCGCCGCGCCUCGCGGCCGUCGCGGCCGUCAAGGCGCGCUGCGCCGACGGCGCCCGGGACCUCGCGGCGCCCGUCGCGGCGGCGCUUGCGGCGCUCGGCUACGCGGCGACCGUCGCCGUCGCGCCGCGCGCGUACGCGGCGCGCGGCGCGGCGACGGCGGCCCAGCGGCUCUACGCGGACGUCCCCGCGGCGUCCUACUGCGCCGGCGACGACGCGGCGCCGGCCGUGCCGCCGGCGUCCAAGGGGGGCGGCGGCCGGCGGCGGCGGGGGCGGCGCGGGAAGAAGGGGCCCGGGUGA